Molecule: messenger RNA, 2641 nt
Organism: Physella acuta
Lineage: Eukaryota; Metazoa; Mollusca; Gastropoda; Physidae
Source: RefSeq, a predicted model, not a curated record
UGAUAGUGAAUACCCCAUGAAAAUAAUCGCGGAAAUGGCUGAAAGAUGUAAAAUAUAAACAAGAAAAAAUAGCAAGAACAAUACCACAAGAAUGUUCCACCCACAGUUCCCAAAUUUAUCAACCUGGAUUUAAAAGGUCAUUGUUAUGUUUGAUCUGCUUAGUAAAAAAGAUGGCUUUAAACGACUUUGAAGUAGACUUAAAUUAUAAUGAAGUGAGUGAUGACGAUGCACCAUUUAUUAUAAGCUAUGAUGAAAUUCUUCCAGACAGUAGUGAAAUAUUACAAGAUUGUAAUACUAGUGAACUUCUUCAGUUUAGUAAUGAGAAUGAAUCUACAUUACUUGGGCCAUCGUAUUUGCUAAAUGAAUAUGCAGCUCUAGUUAAUCACACUGAACCAGCUCAGUGUCCUUCAAUAACUGUGUCAUGGGAAAACAAUACCAUCUGUGUUGACACCACCUCCAUCUGUGUUGACACCACCUCUAGCUCACAACUAUCAGAGGUGAAUAAGAAACAAAAAAAUAAAAAUCCCAAGAAAUUAAAAAUGACGUCCCAAACCACAGUUGAUGCAGUUUCAAGUCCACAGCCGUCACAGUUAAAUAAAAAACAAAAAAAGAAAAAUCCGAAGAAACUAAAUACGACAACCCAAACCACAGUUGAUGCAGCUUCCAGUCCACAGCCGUCACAGUUAAAUAAGAAACAAAAAAAGAAAAAUCCAACGAAAUUAAAAAUGACUGCCCAUACGACAGUUGAUGUAGUUUCAAGUCCACAAACUUCACGAUUAAAAAAGAAACAAAAUAACAAAACCCAAAAACAAUUAGAAUCUACUAGCAAUGUGUUAUCAAGUGAAGAGAAAAUUAAUAAGCAGCAAAUUUUUUUGGACAUUGAGCAUGACAGUACAAUUAAAAUAACAAAAUUAAGCGAAGAUACUUGUAAAAAUAAUUUAUCCCAAAGCAUUCCUUCUGCUGAGUCCACUACCAUUCCUUUUCUUCAAACAAAAAACCAGCCUCAUCUGCCCUAUACAUCUGAGCCAGUGGAAUCUCUGCCACCUUCAACUGUAGCUUUGCUUUCUGUAAUGACAGACGUUGUCAACUCACCAAAAUAUUCUACCGUCCAAUCACUUAAUGCUCUACUCUCAUCAAACAACCAAGUAUUUCCAAAGCGCAAAUCAUGGCCACUUCUCAUGAAGAUGAUCUCUAAACCUGUAUCAGAAUCCCUCAGCGUUUCCCCAGUCAAUGAAGAUAAGCUUAAGCCUGUUGUGAUUAACGAGUUGAAGUUAAAAAAAGAAAUAAAAUGUGAAUGUACUUUCAACAACGGGGACCCUUGUUGGCUGCUGUUCAAUGAAGAGAAGCUGAGAAACGAACGGCUGCAUCAUCUGAAAAUGAACCGAGAGUGUCUGGACCGGGUUAUCCUAACCCACAUUGCUGCUAAUAUCAGCAGAGAUGAGAAAACAAAGAAAAAAUCAGAAAAACAAAGACAAAGACAUAGGUUGUAUUAUUUAUACGAAGGGAAGAAAAUAUGCAGAGAAACAUUCCUUUUCAUUCACGGCAUCUGCAAAGGCCGUCUUUCUGCUCUGAUUCAGCACUACAAGCAGCAAGGACUUAGUGCGCGAGUACACGGAAAUAAAAGCAAUGUCCCCCAUCAUGCCCUGAGUCUCAAUGACAACCAGAGGGUUUUAGAUUUUAUUCAAGACUACGCAAGCAGCCAUCAUGUACCGGCUGAGGGAGAAGGGUCUGGGAAAAAAUCUGGCGGUGAACUUUUAAUAUUGCCCCCAUCCCACUCCAAGCUUUUUGUCCAUUACCAGUACAAAACCUGGUGUGGUAAAAACAACCAUCGUGCUGUUUCUGUUAGAUCAUUCCAGAAUCUUUGGACAAAGCAUUUACCUAAUGUUGUUGUGCUCAGGGGGAGUAAAAAAAAGCAAAAAGCAGAGGAAGGAGUUGAGGGAACUGUUGAUAAUAAUACUGAGAAAAAUGACUUGAACUUGGCAACACAAACCGAAGACAUUGAUUCUAUGCCUCAUUCAUAUCCAGAAUUAGUGCUGGAGUUUUCAAAACCGUCAACUGAUAACGAAAAUGAAGUUAGUGAUUUCGACAAGAGCUUAAAAGAAGAUGCAGAUUUUGAUGUUUGGAACAAGUCUAAGAGGAAACGUAAAGCCUUGCUUCCUCGAAAAGUAGAGACUCUCACAGGUCUCCCCUCAUCUGCCACUGACAGUUUCUUUGACACGGCGCUAGAUGACACGCGGCUGUCAUCAAAUUCGUCCAGCAGCAUCACCAGCAUGCUUGAGAUCAUCAGCGGCAACCACAGUGUGGAUAACUGUGACAGCGAACUGUUCAGCCAUGACUCUCAGCUCUCAGCUUCGUAUUUCUCUAAACACCACAGCCGACUGUCCUCAGACCCAAUGCUGAUUGAUGGAAGUAAAGAUUCCAGAAAUUCUUUUCACAAGGCAAAGAAGAGAAUGCAUCAUUUGAGUUGUACAUCAAACAGCAACAGCAUGAUGGAUAACCAUUCGCUUCACCAUUCUGAUAAGCUGGACAGUUGUUUGAAUGACCAGUCCCUAAUCACUGACAAGGACUUUGGCAGUAUGACACAGCUAUUGGACUGGCAGUCUUGGCAGUCAGGGGGCUCUUUGUUGAUCUAAAUACGUGA